ACACAGGGUUCACGUGACUGAUCGUCGCCCAGGUUGUGUCGAAAGCAUCCUGGUAUUAGCAGUUAGCUAUCCGCUGACAAAAAUACUAUAUGUCAAUAUAUUUUUUCAUGUGUAAAAUAUUAACGUGGCUUUAGUGGAGACCAAGAAGAUAAGAAACUACCCAAACUGGCUUUUUUCAACAUGGUUUCAUAGCUGAUAUCUGAAGAAGCCAGUUGACAUAGCUAACUAAACAUUAGCGUUAGCUGAAGUCCAAACUUUGACGGGCAACAGCAGAAAUUCGUUAGCUAGCUGCUAGUUUGCCGAUUUACUACGACCAUCCUUGUUAGCCAGGUAACAUCUUGUUAUUGUAGCAAUUAUGCUAGCUAACUAGCAUCGUAGGUGUUUACGCACUGAGUAAUGCGUUAUGUUGACUAGUCGUUGAUGUGAAACUAGAGUUAACGUUAUUGAGAAGUAUCGUCAGCUAACUUAUGAAUAAUGACUUCUGUUAAACAGCUAAUGCUAACGUUAGCCACUUAAAUUUAACUGUAACUAACCUACACAAUUUACGUUACUGAGUAUCUUUAUCAUAGCUAAUAGUGAAAUAAAGCAGCAGCUAGUAAGCAACUGUUAUCUAAAAUACUACGUGCUGUGUUUUCUGAUUGAUUUCGGUUUAUCACAUGAGAUAAAUAAUGCGAAAAACCAGGAUGUCAAUCGCUUGGGGAUUAACGUUAGGACAGCAGUAUUGUUUUGAAAACACAGCUGUCCGGUCAUUUCGGUAAUCCUUGUAUUCCUCAUAAUGCAGCUACAAUAGAUGUUUGUAAUUGCUGAACGCAAAAUUUAACAUUCUCCUUUUUAUACCAAAAACAUUUGACCACCUAGUUAAUCUUAAACACGUUGUGUAGGCUAUAGUCUUCUUUAAGUUAUGUCUGGGGACGCAUCUGAUAGUAGUGAUGACUCCGAUACAAAAAUAAAUGAAAAUGCCUGUACCGUCAAGCAUCAAAUCACCAAUGCUAACCUCACAGGUCACACUGAGAGGGUUGGCAUGGAGAACUUUGAGCUGCUCAAAGUUUUGGGAACUGGAGCUUAUGGAAAAGUGUUUUUGGUCAGGAAGAACACCGGUCACGAUGUGGGCCAGCUAUAUGCAAUGAAGGUGUUAAAGAAAGCAGCUAUUGUUCAAAAGGCAAAGACAACAGAACAUACUCGCACUGAGAGGCAGGUGCUGGAGCACAUCCGCGAGUCUCCCUUCCUGGUCACGCUCCACUAUGCCUUUCAGACACAAAGCAAACUACAUCUCAUCCUGGACUAUGUGAGCGGCGGGGAGAUGUUCACUCACUUAUACCAGCGGGAUCACUUUCCUGAAGAGGCGGUGCGGAUUUAUACUGGGGAAAUAAUCCUGGCUCUGGAGCACCUGCACAAGCUCGGCAUUGUGUACCGAGACAUCAAAUUGGAGAACAUUCUUCUCGACAGUGAAGGCCAUGUGGUGUUGACAGAUUUUGGGCUCAGCAAGGAGUUUCUGGAAGAAGAGAAGGGCAGGACCUACUCUUUCUGUGGCACCAUUGAGUACAUGGCACCUGAAAUCAUCAGGGGGAAAUCUGGACAUGGCAAGUCGGUAGAUUGGUGGAGCCUUGGGAUCCUGAUAUUUGAGCUUCUGACCGGUGCAUCUCCUUUUACCUUGGAGGGAGAGAGGAACUCCCAGAGUGAGGUGUCAAAACGUAUUUUGCGCUGUGAUCCACCGUUCCCCUCUAUGAUUGGACCCGUUGCUCAGGACCUGCUGAGGAAGUUGUUGGUGAAAGAUCCCCACAGGAGGCUGGGCUCCGGACCGCGAGGGUCUGAAGACAUCAAAGCACAUUCCUUCUUCAAGGGACUGAACUGGGCUGACCUGGCAGAGAAGAAGGUGCCAAGUCACUUCAAGCCAGAGCUGAAGAGUGAACUUGACGUGGGGAACUUUGCUGAGGAAUUCACAGGGAUGGAUCCCGUCUACUCUCCGGCGAGCACACCACCAAGCACAGACCGCCUGUUCCAGGGUUACUCCUUUAUUGCGCCCUCCAUCCUGUUCAACAAGAAUGCGGUGAUGGGAGACUUUGUACAAUCCCAGAUUGGUGCUAAUCGUCCAGCUUCAGCCUCUGUCCAGCGCAGUGCAAUGUUGGAGGAAUCCCAUUUUUUCCAGCACUAUGAGCUGUGUCUUCACGGGCCACCCCUCGGUGAGGGUAGCUUCUCUGUGUGCAGGAAAUGCCGACACAAGCAAAGUGGCCUCGAGUAUGCCGUCAAGAUCGUGAGCCGCAGAAUGGAGGCAAACACCCAGAGGGAAGUUGCAGCUUUGAGGCAAUGUGAGACUCACCCAAACAUCGUCAAGCUGCAUGAAGUCUACACUGACCAGUACCACACAUAUUUAGUGAUGGAGCUUCUGCGAGGUGGGGAGUUGCUGGAAAGGAUCAGGAGGAAGAAACUCUUCGGAGAGGCAGAGGCCAGUCAGCUGUUACAGAGCCUGGUCUCAGCUGUCAGCUUCAUGCAUGAGGCCGGAGUCGUGCACAGAGACCUCAAACCAGAGAACGUGCUGUUUGCAGAUGAAGGGGAGGACUCCGUGCUGAAAGUAAUAGAUUUUGGAUUUGCCCGCCUGUGCCCUGCAGGCAGCGCCCCCCUGCAGACUCCCUGCUUCACGCUGCAGUAUGCUGCACCUGAGCUUUUUGAGAGUGCAGGAUACGACAAAGCCUGUGACCUCUGGAGUCUUGGGGUCAUUUUGUACACCAUGCUGUCAGGCCAGGUGCCAUUUCAGAUUGAGCAGCGGGGGAUGACCUCAUCAUAUGCUGCUGACAUCAUGCAAAAAAUUAAGGAGGGCGAUUUUUCAUUGGAUGGGGAGGCCUGGAAGGGUGUAUCGGAGGAUGCCAAAGAGCUUGUUAAAGGCCUACUGACAGUGGACCCAGAAAUGCGUCUCAAACUCUCUGAUCUGAAGGAGAACAGCUGGCUGCAGGGCGGAGUGACCAUGUCCACCACUCCUUUGUGUACUCCAGAUGUGCUCGAGUCUAGUGGGCCUUCUGUGCGUACCUAUGUUAAUGCAACCUACAAGGCCUUCAACCGUGGUAAGAGAGAAGGCUUCUUUCUGAAAAGUGUCGACAAUGCUCCCCUUGCAAAACGCAGAAAGUUGAAGAUGACAAGUACAGGGGUAGAGACCCGAUGGAGUUCAUCCUCUUCCUCCUCUUCUUCUUCCACUUCCUCCUCUGCUUCUGCUUCUGCUUCUGCGUCUGCGACAGCAUCCAAAACACAGCCAAAGAAAACUGUGACUCCAAAGCAAUCUGUGGACCCAAAGCAGAGCUAGCCUAAAUGGCAGGGGAGAGAUCAGAGGGAAAUAUAAGAGGUAUGUACUUCAACCCAAUAUCCUCCAGUGGUGAUAGGGUCAGCCAGUUCCAAAAGAAAUACUGACAAACUAAAAGACUGGUUUGGGUUAGUGUUAAGUUUUAAAUUCAAAAUUGAAUUCCAUGUUUUAACAGCAAAGCAAUUUCGUUCAUCAUGCUAUAUUCUCCCCACACCAACUUUUCCUUGAGUGGAUGGAACAGAAGAUGGUAGAAGUCUAGUUUGGUAUUUUAAAAUGUACAGUAAUCUGUGGCCUUGAGAAAAAUAUAAUUAUUCAGUAUUCACUUACCAUAAUAUGGUGAUAUCACACACUAAAAGUAAAAAAUGAGACAUUUACCUAUUUUCACUGUGGGUAAGAAACAGUGCCUGGCUAUAUAGGGAUAAAGGGAAAAGGAGCCAUAAAUGAGCAGAAGCCAUAUAUACACAGCAGCACAGUGAAUAUAACAAUUGAGCCGUUGUGAAUACACACAAUUGUGCAUGUAAGUAAAUGAAAAGUCCUUCCAGGAAUUCCCAGGCUUUAAUCCUCUGAUUGUAUCUAGUUGUUUUGAACUUUGCCACAUGUAUAAUGAUUGGCAAAAGUUUGGCCCCAAGUGCUGUGCCAAAUGUAAGCACUCUGCUUUGUAAAGAAAGCAGUUUUGUGGAAACAUGUUUUACUGUUACACUAUUUGCAAAGAAUAAUGGUAAAAACAAAAGGCAAAUUGCUGGAAGGACUGAGCACAGAGGGAAAUGCUUGUGAUAUGUAUAACCUUUGAGAUUGCAGAGGACGCUGGAGUCAAAACUUUCUCUAUUGGCUGAGGGCACUGACUUUGCAGAGCAGUUGCACCUACACUACCAGCUCCACAGAUCUCAUUGAGCACAACGUGGGAGGCAUGUCUUGAUCGAUGGUUCUGAUAAAGUAUUUUGGCAAACAUUCAGUAUGACUUGAAGUGGUCGCAGUACUAACCAAGUGUUCAACGGUAGCACCUGUAAAAACAGAUGAAGCCACAGAAGCAGUUGUUUUUUUCGUCAUUACUUGCUGUAAAUUACUCGCAUUAUUGUGCCGCUCUGAACAUUUCUAGCAUGCUAAUCUGUUGUGAUGAUGAACUGUAAGAACUAUUUCUAUAUUUUGGUAGCUCUGGCUUACUACAGACAUGUCACCCAGAAUGUUUAUAUGCUACCAAGUUUGAGUUUUUCGUGCAUAGAUUGCAGCAAAAUCCAUUUUGGUGAUUUUGCGUGUACAUCGUCAUGGGCUUGUGAAUUUUAAAAGGGUAUUACAGUUUCUUGUUGCCCUGUCAGACCAGCGCCAUAUGUGGCUAUCACAAAUACAAUCUGAUUUGAUACAGGGAAAUAUUGUUUCCCCUCAACUACGCUCUGCUUGUUGUCCCCUGGGGUGUGAGGGUCUUUUUACAGAUGUGGGUUUAAAAACAUUGUAUGUAUUGUAUUAAAUUCAAAUAAUGUUACAGAAUAAGAAUCAAUUAUGACUUUAAUAUGGUUCUGAUGAGACCAUCCUGCAAGUUCUGUAUAUACUCAUCCUUGAUUUAGAGCAAACAAAAUGAUGUAAUGAUUUAAUGGUAUAUUAGUCUCCUGAUGUAUUGUUUUUGGACUUCUUUUUUUUACACGUUGCACAGUCAGUUGAUCAAUUAAAACACAUUUCAGCUUUAAAGGUGCUUUUCCUGAUAUUUAUUACAUGUAAUUGAUUUUGUGUGUGUGUGUGAGUGAGUGUGUGUGUGUGAGAGAAUUACUGUGUGAAUGGCACUGGGAGGUUGGUACCGAUAUUUCUGUACCAGAUGAAGAGUUAUUGCAACUUACUGUAUUAUUUCCUUCUUGUUGUUUUCCGCCUUUGUCUGUUUAAAGGUAACUGGUUGUUUGUGUUUGAACUUUUACAUUUUUACAUAAAAAAAACUGCUCUUAUUGGUGUUGAUAUUUUUUUGUUGUAGUAAAUGAUAUUUUUCCUUUUCUCUUUCUCUGUUUGAGCAUUACAUUUACUGAGAUGCACUGUCACUGAUGUCGUAACUGGGAAUUUAUCUUUUGCACCAAGAGUUUUUGGUUGGUGCAAAAAUAAACAUUACUUUUAAAUA
This is a messenger RNA of Cottoperca gobio, 5384 nucleotides long. RefSeq names its product ribosomal protein S6 kinase, polypeptide 4 (gene rps6ka4). Bases 902 to 3292 code for a protein of 796 amino acids. The record is from RefSeq and is a predicted model, not a curated record. NCBI's taxonomy places the organism in Eukaryota, Metazoa, Chordata, Actinopteri, Perciformes, Bovichtidae. Gene Ontology annotation, molecular function: protein serine/threonine kinase activity; ATP binding; magnesium ion binding. The transcript is spliced from 18 exons. Gene Ontology annotation, biological process: intracellular signal transduction; protein phosphorylation.